Messenger RNA from Aspergillus tubingensis, 531 nucleotides. RefSeq names its product respiratory supercomplex assembly factor RCF1 (gene rcf1). NCBI's taxonomy places the organism in Eukaryota, Fungi, Ascomycota, Eurotiomycetes, Eurotiales, Aspergillaceae. Gene Ontology annotation, biological process: mitochondrial respirasome assembly. The record is from RefSeq and is a predicted model, not a curated record. The transcript has 3 exons. Gene Ontology annotation, cellular component: mitochondrion. Bases 1 to 531 code for a protein of 176 amino acids.
AUGAGCGAGCCUCUCCCGUCGUCUUUUGAAGAACAUCCUCAGUUCCAAGAGGAGACUUCGCUCCAAAAGUUCCGCAGACGUCUCAAGGAAGAGCCUCUGAUCCCGCUAGGAUGUGCUGCCACUUCCUACGCACUUUACCGGGCCUACCGGUCGAUGAAGGCCGGCGACUCCGUCGAGAUGAAUAAGAUGUUCCGUGCUCGUAUCUACGCCCAAUUCUUCACCCUUAUCGCCGUGGUCGCCGGAGGAAUGUACUAUGGUAGCGAGCGGAAGCAACGGAGGGAGUUCGAGCAGAUGGUGGAGGCACGCAAGAGCCAGGAAAAGCGGGACGCUUGGCUGCGCGAGUUGGAGAUCCGUGAUAAGGAAGACAGAGGCUGGCGGGAGCGUCAUGCGGCUAUUGAAGCCGCGGCAAACGAAGCUGCAAAUGCUAAGUCUUUCCCUGAGCAGGAUGCUGCUCGCUCUGCUAUUGAGCCCUCCGAACAGAAGUCAAUUGGGGUACUAAGUGCUGUGAAGGAGUUGUUGUCGAGGCAGUAA